AUGGAUUCAAGAAUACAAGCUAUAUUAUUCGAUAUGGUCGAUCGCGGGGAUCCCGCGGGGAUCGGGGCCAUCUUAAAAGAAGGAGAUGAUUUGAAUUUCACCAAUGCAUCUGGGUUGACUCUUCUUCAUGUCGCUACCGAACACAAAAAUCGCGAGCUAGUAAAGCUGCUACUUGAAUACGGGGCCAACCCAAAUACCGAGGAUGCUUCCGGGUCAACAGUUUUAGAUACUGCAGCGAUAAAAGGCCAACCUGGAAUUGUAGGGUUACUUCUCGACUACUAUGCUGAUCCAAAUAUCGCGGAUCGGAAUGGUCGGACACCACUGCAUUCUGCAAUAAAUAGCGGCGACGAAGCAACAGUGAAGAUUCUACUCGAAGCUGGAGCUAAUAUAGAAAGCAUGAAUAACGGCGGCUGGACACCGCUGCAUAUUGCAAUUUUCUUAAAAAAGGAAGAGGCCGUGAAACUUCUAAUUAAACAUGGAAUUAACAUCAAAAGCAAAGAUGCUGAUGGCUAG
Daldinia childiae is the source of this 513-nucleotide messenger RNA. Its product is annotated as 26S proteasome non-ATPase regulatory subunit 10. The transcript has a single exon. The coding region runs from base 1 to 513 and encodes 170 amino acids. Gene Ontology annotation, molecular function: protein binding. The record is from RefSeq and is a predicted model, not a curated record. Lineage: Eukaryota; Fungi; Ascomycota; Sordariomycetes; Xylariales; Hypoxylaceae.